Molecule: messenger RNA, 439 nt
Organism: Mucor mucedo
Lineage: Eukaryota; Fungi; Mucoromycota; Mucoromycetes; Mucorales; Mucoraceae
Product: ETC complex I subunit conserved region-domain-containing protein
Exons: 2
Coding region: 62-439 (125 amino acids)
Biological process (GO): respiratory electron transport chain
Source: RefSeq, a predicted model, not a curated record
AUUUAUUAUAUUUUUUUUUUCACGGAUACUUCUUUCAUUCACUUACAUUAUUACCAAAACAAUGCUUUUCAAUCGCCCCUUAUUCCAAGCUGUUACUAAGGUUUCAACCGGCCUUGCUGGUAUUCCCGUUCACCAAAACCCUCGUCCUCACUUGAUUAAAACAUACAACAGCACACUUGAAGCUUUGGCUCGUAUCCCUGCCACUGCUGUAUACAGACAAGCUACCGAAGCUUUGACUCAACAACGUUUGAGCAUUGUCGAAUCCACCGAGAACAUUAGAGAGAUCGAAGCAAAGAUCGAGGUCGGUGAAAUCGAAGAAGUCAUUAUGCAAGCUCAAGAGGAACUCAAAUUAGUUGCAAAGAUGGAAGAAUGGAAGGCUUGGGAACAACUCGAAACACCUAUUCCUGUUGAUCAAUGGGUUUACCCCACCAAGGACUAA